Molecule: messenger RNA, 261 nt
Organism: Monosiga brevicollis MX1
Lineage: Eukaryota; Choanoflagellata; Craspedida; Salpingoecidae
Exons: 3
Biological process (GO): actin filament bundle assembly
Cellular component (GO): actin cytoskeleton; plasma membrane
Molecular function (GO): actin filament binding
Source: RefSeq, a predicted model, not a curated record
GCCUGCGAUAAGAGUGUGUAUGUGGUUGAGAAGCUUGAGGCUGACGGUGACAUUUAUCACAAGCUCUGCUUUAAAUGCACUGAGUGUAAGGCAACGCUGCGCCUCGGUAGCUACGCUAGCUACCAGGGCAAGCUGUUUUGCAAGCCCCAUUUCAAGCAGUUGUUCCGCUUGAAGGGCAACUACGACGAAGGUUUUGGUGGCUCCCAGCACAAGUAUAAGUGGGUUAACAAAGACCAUGACGAUGGUCAAAGUGACGCCUAA